GGGGGUUUCAUUUCACCUUAAGCGUUUUCACUUUAGACCAUAUAUAUUUAAACCUUGCAUCGGACCUCCCACUCCCAAAUUUUCAGUAAGCAGAAUGGCUUUAACCAUUGCUUUAACUGUGGGUGAGUCGUCGGACACGUAGUCCGUGUGGUAUUAGAGUUUACCCCUUCCACUACAAGGCAGUCUACAUAAAUACAGAGAUGAACCUGCUCAUCUCUGAUAAAUAUAUGGUCUAAAAUCUGAUUGGGUUCAAAUACCAUCGGCCCACGUGGUUCAUGUGGUAUUCGAGAUUUCCCCUUCCAUUACUAUGCGAGGUCUAGGUAUCUAUGGUCUAAAGUUUCCACCGUAUGUAAGCUAUCAUUACGCUUGUAUGUAAAGUUAGCUUUAAGUUUACAUAGGUGAUUCAUAUAAAGCUAGCCUAAAGUCGCCGUUUUACUGUAGGAAAGCGGCUUCCUAAUCUCAAUUACGUAUUAUUCGGGUUAACCUCUUUUGAGGAAAGUUUGUUGACAGCUGUCAGGUAGGGGUAGUAUGGUGUUAAGUUCAGGGCUUUAUCGUAAUGAAAAAUUGAUGUUCCCCUUGUUUGUUCACGAAUGACUGUGACUUCAAACUAAACGCAAGUAGAUUAUUCGCUCUGAACUGACCCGAAAUUUCCAAAACUUGUGAAGGAUGACAAUGGGCGAUGAGACUCCAGUUACAUCACUCGUCCUUCCAGUAAUAUUACGUCCGAUAUUAGCGAAGUUGGAAAGACAAAAUGUUGUAGCUGCACAAACUUUGCGCUCAGCCCUAUCAAAGGCUGAAAGCACUUAUCCUGGAAUUACCCAUGAUCUCGUAUUAGGGAUUGUGCGAAGAGCAGAUCUCAAUCUUGAUAUGAACGAAAGUGUAUUGCGCUUACAGGGUAAUGCAUUCGAUAGCGACGUCGUAGAAUAUCGUUCUGCUCGAUCCGAAGAUGCAUUUCAGGAACUUAAUCGAAAGUCUGCUUCACUAAAGAGAAUAUUAAGUAGAAUUCCAGAUGAAAUAACGGAUCGUAAAACAUUCUUAGAGACUAUAAAGGAAAUUGCAAGUGCUAUUAAAAAACUCUUAGAUGCUGUAAACGAAGUUACAGGAUUUAUCCCAGGUUCUGCAGGGAAACAAGCAUUAGAUCAGCGCAAAAGGGAAUUUGUCAAAUAUAGCAAACGAUUUAGUAAUACUCUAAAGGAGUACUUCAAAGAAGGGCAAGCAAAUGCGGUAUUUGUAAGUGCUUUAUAUUUGAUUCAUCAAACAAACAUGAUCAUGGUCACCGUAAAAGAUAAAUGUGAAUAGCUAAGAAUUACAAAAAUAAAUAUAAAUAACAAGUGCUACAUUGGUAUUGAUUAUCAAGAAUAUUUUUAAUGGUAAUAAGUCCUAACAGGAUCGCCCAUGCGGAACGAACUGCUUCCAUAUUUUAUAUUGGAAACUUCCACGAACAUCUGGAGAAUUCAUAUGCAAAUUCAAUGUUAUACUGAAAUCAUAUUAUCUUUAUUAUUGUAUACAUUGUAUAAGUCUUAUUAGAAAGAAUGAUAAAAAAUUACUGUAAGUAGUGAACUGUACAAAAUGAAAGGAACGGGAAAUUUAAAUACAGCUGUUGUUUCCUCUUUUAAUAGAAGAAAAUUCUCAAUGUGUGAUCAUUGAUUACUUGUUAAAAUGAUAGCAUUUAAAACAAUCUAAGUAUGUUAUCGAUCAUCUUAAUAUAGCGGCAACUUGCAAUGUUUUUCAAUAGACUGUAUACGAAAUGUAAAGUAAUCCCAACAUAUUUAAUUAUAAUCAGAAGAAAUAAAAAUAAUGUUAAUCACUUUUUUUA
This is a messenger RNA of Orussus abietinus, 1816 nucleotides long. RefSeq names its product programmed cell death protein 10 (gene Ccm3). The transcript is spliced from 5 exons. Gene Ontology annotation, cellular component: FAR/SIP/STRIPAK complex; Golgi apparatus. Lineage: Eukaryota; Metazoa; Arthropoda; Insecta; Hymenoptera; Orussidae. Gene Ontology annotation, biological process: regulation of Golgi organization; positive regulation of MAP kinase activity. Bases 667 to 1299 code for a protein of 210 amino acids. The record is from RefSeq and is a predicted model, not a curated record. Gene Ontology annotation, molecular function: protein kinase binding.